Messenger RNA from Elgaria multicarinata webbii, 3246 nucleotides. RefSeq names its product tubulin beta class I (gene TUBB). Gene Ontology annotation, cellular component: cytoplasm; microtubule. Gene Ontology annotation, biological process: microtubule cytoskeleton organization; mitotic cell cycle. The record is from RefSeq and is a predicted model, not a curated record. Bases 181 to 1515 code for a protein of 444 amino acids. The transcript is spliced from 4 exons. Lineage: Eukaryota; Metazoa; Chordata; Lepidosauria; Squamata; Anguidae. Gene Ontology annotation, molecular function: GTPase activity; structural constituent of cytoskeleton; GTP binding.
GCUCUCUCCAGCCUUCCUCGCCACCUCUUUAGAACGUUUAGCUCCUGCCGCCACGUUCGCAGAAGAGAACCUUGUGCUCCGCAACGUUCUAUAUUUAAAGGAGCCGCGGCGUUGGUCUAGUCUAACCUUCCUUUCCAACAAAAGUGUGGGGGAAGUGAUUUUUUAAAAAAGCCAGGCAAAAUGAGGGAAAUCGUACACAUUCAAGCUGGGCAAUGUGGUAACCAGAUCGGUGCUAAGUUCUGGGAAGUGAUCAGUGAUGAACAUGGAAUUGACCCCACUGGAACCUACCAUGGAGACAGCGACCUGCAGCUUGACCGCAUCAGUGUUUACUAUAAUGAGGCCACUGGUGGCAAAUACGUCCCUCGUGCUAUCUUGGUCGAUUUGGAGCCCGGAACUAUGGACUCAGUAAGGUCUGGGCCUUUUGGCCAGAUCUUCCGACCAGACAACUUUGUAUUUGGCCAGAGUGGAGCUGGUAACAACUGGGCUAAAGGUCACUAUACAGAAGGUGCUGAGCUGGUGGAUUCAGUCCUGGAUGUAGUGAGGAAGGAAGCAGAGAGCUGUGACUGUCUGCAGGGUUUCCAGCUGACCCACUCCCUGGGUGGUGGAACCGGCUCCGGGAUGGGCACCUUACUGAUCAGCAAGAUCCGCGAGGAGUACCCUGACCGCAUCAUGAACACCUUCAGUGUGGUGCCAUCACCCAAGGUCUCCGAUACAGUAGUGGAACCGUACAACGCCACCCUCUCAGUGCACCAGCUGGUGGAGAACACGGACGAGACCUACUGCAUUGACAAUGAGGCCCUCUAUGACAUCUGCUUCCGUACCCUCAAGCUCACCACUCCCACCUAUGGCGACCUGAACCACCUGGUCUCGGCCACCAUGAGCGGCGUCACCACUUGCCUCCGCUUUCCCGGACAGCUGAACGCCGACCUUCGCAAGCUGGCUGUCAACAUGGUUCCCUUCCCCCGGCUCCACUUCUUCAUGCCCGGCUUCGCCCCCUUGACCAGCCGUGGCAGCCAACAGUAUCGGGCCCUGACAGUGCCAGAGCUGACGCAGCAAGUCUUCGACGCCAAGAACAUGAUGGCAGCCUGCGACCCCCGCCACGGGCGCUACCUGACUGUGGCAGCCGUCUUCCGGGGCCGUAUGUCCAUGAAAGAGGUGGAUGAGCAGAUGUUGAAUGUGCAGAACAAGAACAGCAGCUACUUCGUCGAAUGGAUCCCCAACAACGUCAAGACGGCUGUGUGUGACAUCCCUCCCCGGGGUUUGAAAAUGGCAGUCACCUUCAUUGGCAACAGCACAGCCAUUCAAGAGCUCUUCAAGCGCAUCUCCGAGCAGUUCACAGCCAUGUUCCGCCGUAAGGCCUUCCUCCACUGGUACACAGGCGAGGGCAUGGACGAGAUGGAGUUCACAGAAGCAGAGAGCAACAUGAACGACCUGGUCUCCGAAUACCAGCAGUACCAGGAUGCCACAGCCGAGGAAGAGGAGGAUUUCGGUGAGGAGGCUGAGGAAGAAGCGUGAGGUUAAUCUGCUCCCAUUUAAAAAAAAUAAAAUCAAUCCGCACAAAAUAAAAAUUAAAAAAACAAAAACAAAUUGCAUCUCCAUGUUCUGUUUCUUUUUCCUCCUUCUCCAGCUUGCUCUGUCAAUCUUUCCUCCAGGCUUCUCUUAUGGGGCAGCCUCCAUUUAAAUACUGGCUUGUGGUGGUCUCGCCUCUUCUAUGUGUUCUUUCUCGGUGGUGGGUGUAGCCUGUGGGUGAUAUCAUGGGGAUGAUGGGAAUUGUAGUUCAAGGUAUUUGGUGGGCGCCAGGCUGCCUUAGACGCAUAACCACAUAUGUAGAAAGGCAGUUGUCUUAAAAUGGAGACCUGUUCCUGAAAUACGUAGGUCUCUCCUCCUGCCAAAUGUAAUAUUUUCUAAGUGCUAUCUGGCUUCUGCUGGUGUGAGCUACUGAUCCGAUGAGCCACAAGCUGAUGGUUUCAAAUUGCGUUUGCUAACAGGAAGGUAUUUUGUCUCUGGAUGGCAUGUAGAAUGGGUGCGAGAAUGAUUUGGAAUGGGUAGAUUCCCUGAUCUGCAGAUCUCAGAUGCUAAUCUCUGAAGAAACUGCCAUUGAAGCAAGAGCUGUACGUCUUAAACAACUAAGGUUAUUGUAAAAUAGGGUGGGGAAUCUAUGGCUCUCCAGGUAUUGUUGGAUUCCAUCAGCCUCAUCCAGCAUGGUCCAGGCUUAGGGGUUAGGGCAGUUGGAAGUCCAGCAACGUUUGGAGGAUUACAGGUUCCCCACCCUUGAUGGAGAAGGAGCUUGUUGAAUUGGAGAAAUAAAGCACACAUUCCCUUAACAUGAACCACUGGUCAAAGGUGUUCAGCUAUAUGGUUUUAAUAUCGCAUGUGUGCAAUAGAAAAACACUGGUCAGGCUCCUUCCUAUUAACGCUCAUUUGCCCCCCAGGAUCUGUGCUCUGUUUUGGCUCUAAAGUCCCCCAAAUGCAUGAGGCCCCCAAAGUAGCUUUACUGACCAAAACAUGUGACAUGGUACAAAUUCCUGACCCUAAGCGAUUUUAAACCUGUGCCCCAUCUUGCCUUCUGAACAAAGUGGGGUUUUGUUCAGUGUUCAUCUGCUCACUCUAAAUAUGAGUUGGUGCUUGCAGAUGGCAGCUGGGCCUUGCUUUCCCGUUACUGUAUUCCAAAGAACUGCCCCGUAAAAUGCUUUCCCAAGGGAAUUCAAAACCAUUUUUAACCUGAAUAACAUGUGAAGCUUGAACCCUACACAGCUGGGUAGCACCCAGUAAAGGUAAGCGUUGUUUGAGAGGGUGUCUACAUUUGUGCUAGUUGGAAUAAAACCAAACAGCAGGAGAUUGCAAAGGGAGGCAAACUUCUAUGGCUGUUGUCAUAAAAGUAAUAAUCUUACUAUUAAAAUAGAUUUGUAGCCACCCUGAAAGAUGUCAAGGAGCUUGAUUCUUAGAAAUGUGAACAAAAGCAGAGGUAAAACUCAUUGGUGGUAGGUCAAGUCCAAAUGAGUGGUUCAGUGUAAAGGGACAAUAUAUAUUUAGCCACUGAUUCUGCCCAAAUGGUGAUAUUUGAGAGGCUUCACCACCAUUCCUCUAUCUUGGCUUCCCCCCCCCCCCCCCCCAGUCUCCUGCCUUUUACCUCAGCUUCCCCGCAACUCUUCACUGAUUUUUUCCUCUUCUUUUUUUUAAAAAAAAAUCCCUCUUUUUUCAUAUUGAAAAGAUGUCUUGUGAACAAAUAAAAAGGUUUUUCUUAAA